AUGUCGAACCAGCAAGUGGGCGCGGUCUUCGAACGUGUGAUCCAGGAAGUCAGCGACUCCUCUCAGGUCGACUUUGAGGAGAGUGGCGUCGAUCAGCAGACGCUGCAUGAUUUGCAGGCCAACUGGCAGAAGAAACUCUCUUCUCUCAACGUUGCCCACUUUCCCUGGGAUCCUGCCCCACAGCAAACUGCCCCUAACCCCGUUCUUCCUCCCACGGCUACUGUCCCGUCCAAUGCUCCCCGCCCAAACCAACCCCAGCAACAUGUCCCCCCCGCCUCUCUUCCUCAAUCUGUUCCGGCUCCCAUCCCCGCUUCGGCUCCAGUGCCCCCGCAUAUGGGCGCUCCCCGCAUCAAGGCUGAACCUGGUUCUAACGGCCAGGCUGGAUUGCCGCCCAUGAACAAUCCUAUGUCUAUGCACACGCCUAACCCUCAGUCAGCCCGUGACCGUGCCGCGAACCACAUCCAGCAAAAGUUCGGCGCUGCUGCUGCCAACUCUGUGAGCCAACUGCAGGCUCAGGCCCAGGCUGGACAGCCGUACCAGCAGGCCUACUCCACUACCCAUGGACAGAUGCCGCCCAUCAAAACUGAAUCUGGCUAUCCUCCUAUGGGACCGGGUCAAACCGAUGGCGCUGACGAUGCGUUGACGGACUGGAAAGCUGAGGUUGCCAGACGCAAGAAUGCUGCAGAGAGCGGAGAAGGCGAUCGGCUUCUUCGUGAGCACAUCAAACAGACCAUGUCUGAGUUUGAGGCAGGUGGACUACUUCGUCCAUUGGAUGAGCACAAAUUCCCAUCUCGCUCUGCGCCUCUUAAUUCCGAUGCCUUCGCUGAGUCGUUCUCCGCUCCUCAUCUGCCUUCCCAGGUUGAUGGUGGAGAUGACAGCCUCAAGGAGGAAGAUGAAGAUGCAAUCAACUCGGACCUGGAUGAUCCAGACGACCUUGUUGCCGAAGAUCAGGAUGCCGAUGAGUUGGAUGGUCAGGUCAUGCUUUGCACCUAUGACAAGGUGCAACGGGUCAAGAACAAGUGGAAGUGCACCUUGAAAGAUGGCAUCUUGACCACCGGCGGCAAGGAGUAUGUCUUCCACAAGGGCCAAGGCGAGUUCGAAUGGUAG
Messenger RNA from Penicillium alfredii, 1107 nucleotides. RefSeq names its product transcription initiation factor IIA large subunit. The coding region runs from base 1 to 1107 and encodes 368 amino acids. Gene Ontology annotation, cellular component: transcription factor TFIIA complex. Gene Ontology annotation, biological process: transcription initiation at RNA polymerase II promoter; transcription by RNA polymerase II. Lineage: Eukaryota; Fungi; Ascomycota; Eurotiomycetes; Eurotiales; Aspergillaceae. The record is from RefSeq and is a predicted model, not a curated record. The transcript is spliced from 4 exons.